UCCAAGGGGGGUCUGAGCACUGUGCUGGCCGCCUCCUCCCCAACCUCCUUCCGCCACUGGUUCAGACACAAGUGCCCCGCUCCCCUCAUGAGACUGUCGGCCACAGAGAUGAAGACUGUGGUGUGUCAGAUCAUGGAGUCGCGGAAGAAGUACAUGCAUCUUCCCCUGCUGCCCCUCAAGGACUACACUGGCCCGCCUGGCCUAGGCAAUGACCACAGCACAUCUUUCACCUCUCCGCCCACACAGCGAUGUAGGGUCAGACUCACCCCAGAGCGGGCCCUUUCCCAAUCCAGAACCAGCCAUGGGCACAGCCCCAAGACCAUGCGUCUGGAUAACCAGCCUGAGCCUGUACCCAGUCUUGCCAACGUCAAAUACCCAGGUCUGCAUGGGCAUGGCUGCAGCCCAUCCAGAGAGGGAGGUCUGUAUGAGGCGACUGUGGGGGCCCCGCCUGGCCAGCGCUCCAAGAGGGUAUCCCAGAUCCGCAUCCGGAAGACUGUUCCCAAACCAGACAAUAACCUCACGCCCAUGGGCCUGCCCAAACCAAAGAGACUGAAGAAGAAGGAGUUCAGCUUGGAGGAGAUUUACACCAACAAGAAUUAUAGAUCGCCCACUCCCAACAGGAGCCUAGAGACAAUCUUCGAGGAGCCCAAGGAGAAGAACGGAUUGCUGGUCUGCAUCGGCCACCAGAAGAGGAAGCGCGUGCUGAACUUCCCAGACUUCACACUGCCGCGCAAACGAAAAGCCAGAGCCAACCUGCUGCCCCUGCGCGUGAAGGGCCCCAGGGGCCGGGGCCGGAGGGGGAGGCCCGACGAUUCCGACCUGGACAUUAUGCUCAUCGAGAGGCUGAGCGAGCUGGAGGACUUCUUCACCUGCCAAGGCCUGGAGGACUGAGCAGUCCCUCAACACCCCCUCCUUCACAUCCAAAUGCACAGGAUGUGUCCCAAAUGGCACCCUGUUCAGCAUAUAGUGCUCUACUUUUGACCCAAGCCCACUGGGUCAAAAGUAGUCUCAUUUGUGACAUGCUACACAUGCAGUUCCUCAUUCUCAGUUUUUGUUUGGUGCACUUGAAAUAACUAGCCAGUCACAUUAUUGUUUUAUAACUGCUAGCAUUUGAAGAGCUAGAAAAGAGCAAAGGCAAACCGUGCCACCGGCCAGCCCAGGCACCGUGCCACUGGCCAGCCCAGGCACCGUGCCACUGGCCAGCCCAGGCACCGUGCCACUGGCCAGCCCAGGCACCGUGCCACUGGCCAGCCCAGGCACAUUUGUUAUUGUUUUGAGGAAAUGAGCGUUCGGCAUCGUUAAAAAUAAAUAUAUUUGAACAUACUGUGCUGUUCUACUGCAGUGUUUGUUGUUUGAAGUAAAGUCUUUGUUGUAAUGUUGCAAACGGACGUUGCUGCUUCACCGCUAUGGAUUCCAACUUUAAUGCCUUAGUGGAAGUUUAAAGUCAAUCCAGCAAAGAUAUGAUUUUGUUGAUAGACAAUGAAUAAUGGUUGAACAAUAACUGUCUUCUUAGGAACUGAUAAUUGAAACAGAAUUUGGAACACUGAUACCUAAAUGUGUGUGUUCGUUCGCACACAUGAAGCUUUUGCGUAUGAACACUGUAGAAUACACAAGCACAUGGGUGGCAAGUUCACCAACCCAUACCCGAGCACUUUCCUUCUUACCUUAUUCAGACCAUGUGACCUGUACUGGGAAAAACUCUGGGUUGUAGUUAAGGCCCAGAAUCUUUGUUAGGCAGGUGGUCGCAUGGUCAGGAAAAACUCUUGUCCCUAACCGUUUUCCAUUUGAUGGGGGUGUUUGAGGAGGUCAUGUGCACUGAGUGCUCCUUGCUUCUAGUACAGUGAGAGUGUGGGCUGUGUGCCUGUAGUUAUUUUCCUAAUUCCUAUUGCUGCUAUACCCCCUACCUAGUAUAUUGCUAAAUUAUAUUAUAGAUGUUAUGUCAAAGUUCAGAACAUCAGUUUUAUUUUUGAAACCACGUGAUCCAUAGUCAUAUGCGGUGCAUUGGGAAGGUAUUCAGACCCAUUUCCUUGUUCAAUAUUUUGUUACGUUAAAGCCAUCUACACAUUAUACCCCAUAAUGACACAGGGGGAAAAAAAAUGUUUUAUACAUUUUUGACACAAUUAUAAAAUAGACUGCCUUAGAUUGGAAGACCUAACCUGGUUGCCAGAUCUAUUUAUACUUCUUGCGUUAUCAUACCAAACAGUCUGGCCUUAGUGCAAUCUCAUUUUCACAUUGCAUAAUGACUGUCAAGAUACAUUUAUGCUUUAGCAAUAUCCUUAUCUGGGAACCAGGCUAUAACUAUUGUUGUAGUGUUUGCUUACCUCUGUGCAUUUUGUUAUGACAACAUUUGUUAUGAAACACUAAUUUCAGGUGAAUAAUUAGUUUUUGAACUGUGGUCAGUCAUCAUUACAUAUCAGACAGGUCUUGGUGCGGAUUGAAGUGGAAACGGUGAGCUCCGCAGCCACACACAUUGACAUAAUCUGCUCUUGAAUUGCUCAGCACAAAAUGAAAGUGUCAUUAUCUGACAGUGAUCUAAUGGGGUUUGUAUUUAACGCCCAAAUAAUUCACUGUUCAUACUUAAGUUUUUUAUUCAUUUUCUUUUGUAUUGUAUUGUACUUUCUAAGAGAGAACUCAUGUGGUUUGCAAUCAUUGUUUGUAUACUUCUCUGCUACCCUGGACCUAUUUGCCAGUAGCUUUUCUUGUGUGGUAGAAGUCUUCACUUAUUGACCCCCCCCCCAAGAGAGCCAGACCCCAUGAAGUGUUCUAUUGCACCUUCUCUCCCGUCCUCUGACCUCUGCUCUUCAGGCCAGAGAUUGAAUUGUAGAAACAAGUUAUUUUAAUUUAGCUGUAGCAGAGGAUUAUUUGUGUUUACACUGGUGUGCAGUGUAAGAAGUGACACACUUUGGAAUGUGAGAAUAUGAAUUUUAUAUUGUUUUUUCAUUAAAUCCCUCCUAUUGUUUAUUUCAUCCUCUGUUAAAAGUGAUGGGUGCUUACUGCAUCUCAGACUGAAGGUUAGCACUGUCAAUUAUUGUAAUAUAUUUUUAUGAAUAAAAUGGCAUUGAAAUGUGUCGUUUCUUAAUAGGUUU
Molecule: messenger RNA, 3086 nt
Organism: Oncorhynchus nerka (sockeye salmon)
Lineage: Eukaryota; Metazoa; Chordata; Actinopteri; Salmoniformes; Salmonidae
Product: protein PRR14L-like
Exons: 5
Coding region: 88-891 (267 amino acids)
Source: RefSeq, a predicted model, not a curated record